CGCAAACAGCCCGUCUUGACCGACGCUGCUGCAAUUCCCGCAACCGCCAACAAGCAAGCAGCACAGCAACCUGCACACCACCAGCCAGCAACCGCGGCAGGGAUGGCGACAGUGGUGAGGGUCAUCUCACCGUUCCACGCGGGCGUGGACCUUGCCGUCCAGCAGCCACAACAGGUGGAGCAGUCGUCUGUGCUGUGUGACUUGUCCCAAUCAGCAAACUUUGGCAAACACGUGGCAGUGGUCGGACCUGGCCUGCCUCCCGCUGCUGAUGACGAUGACGAGGCAGGUGCAACAGGUGCAAGCGGUGGUGUCGUCAUCAACCACUUUGUGUGGGUGCAACGUGAUGACGAGAGAGAAGAUGGCUGUGCUAGUUUACGCUGCCGUCGUGCACACGACGUGGACUUGGAGUUCUUUGGCAGCACCUCAACUGCGUACGGCACAAUCACCUUGUCCAAUCCGUGCGACGUAGCGUGCCCUUGGGAGCUUCACAUCGAUGCAACGCGCGUAUAUGCCACCAAUGUCCAUUUACAUCCUUCCCAAGGAACCCUCCAGCCUAGACAACAGUUGUGCGUGGAUGUAGUGGCUGUGUUGGCCACAGGUUCUUUCCAUUCCGCGCAGCCUACCCGUCCCAUGCACGUUGCGUCGCUGUCCUUGCACGUUCAAUCCCAGCGAGGGCAGAAACGGAGGACGGCGCAACAACUCCUGGAGUGCUAUGUGCGCUUUCAACCUCAUCCCAGACCUGUGCUGGCAGAAGGGUGCACAACCUCAGCCGCCGCUCUGUAUGCAUCAGAACGCCAGGAUGACGUCCUCAUGCACGUGCCUGCAGGCACACCCCUACCCCUUCGCGCCCAGCGCGGUGGCUUGAUCCAGCUGCACAGCCCUGCAAACCUUGGUGUGCAAAGUGCUGCUCUGCCGGCAUUCGGAAUACACCACAGCCAGCGGCUGUGGGUUGAUGCAGGCAAGGUUGCAAUUGCCCCUUCCACCCCGCUGACCGUGCGCUGCGGCUCCAUCCCCGUCACCGCCGCCACUGCGGCCGCCGCCUCGUCACCGGCACAAGUGCGUCAGUUGCCGCUGCUGCUGGCGUCCCACCUGGCCUUCCUGCACAGCCUGUGUGUAUCGUCUGCGCGGGCCACGCCGCACCGCCACAUGCAUCGGGUGCCGGCACAGCACUCACGCACGCCGAGCGACCCCGUGGCAGCCGAGGUCAGUGAGCUGGAGGCCGCGCUUCUCGUCGUCUUGGACCGCGUGCAUGCGCGUGCACGUGCUGAUACGCCCGCCCCUCCUCCUGUCCCAGCGGUCGUGCAACUCAACACAUGUUCGCCCCAGCAGCAGCCCACCGCCGUGCGCUUUACGUUUCCUUCCUGGUGCGCUGCGCACGGCAGCGCCAAUGGAGCGAGCGAUGCUGGCGAUGACAGUCAGCGUCGUGACAAUGUCGAAGGUAGUGGCAGCGACAAUGAUGGCGAUGAUGUCGCAAGUAGUGGCGGUGAGGGGAAGGCUGGCAGCAGGUGCAAUGCGCUCAUCGCAUUAGCACAGGCGUUGUCACGAGCGCGGAGAAGUGCACCGCUGUGCCGCCGCCUCUUUGGCCGCCGGCAUCGAGACGCUCAUGAUGCACACAUCAUCAACCACAACCAGCGUUUGGCGGCCCUCCUCACUCGCAUCUGCAGUGUCACCAGCGAGUAUGCAACACCACCAUCAUCACCAUCAGCAACAGCAGCAACAGCAGCAACGACAACAACAUCAGCGACAACAGCGACAACCACAACCGCACCACCACCAACAACAUCAUCAUCAUCAUCAACAGCAGCAACGGCAACAGCAGCAACAGAAUCGUCUCCAUUCGUGCUGCCUCCGCCAUCAUCACCGGCACCGUCAACCGCCACGAUGACCAGUCGCGGAGCACGUUCACCAGCAGAGCGAGCGGUUGACCAAACAUGGGGCCAAGCACUGCUGCGGCUGGCAGGCGAAGCGGUGGCGAUGGUGGAUGCCGGCAUUCACGUUCAUCGUGGCGUUCACGUGACGCGCGUUGGAGCGAAGGUGGGUGCUACCCAGGAACAAUCGUGUGAUGGCCAAUGGAACGGCACGACCGCAACGGGGCAUGAUGAUGUUGAUGAUGACCAUGAUGAUGAUGUGGAUGAUGACCAUGAUGCUGGUGGUGGUGAUGACCUCGAUGACCACCAUGACGAUGAAGGAAAAGGGGGUGGAGACGGCCGUUGUGAUGACGAUGCUGGCCCCGCCAAUUUCUCGUCAGACGAUGAUGGCGACACGACAAGGCAGCCGUCGUACCUGGCGCCUGUGCACCUGCAGCAUCCACUCGGCCUCUUCAGCAGUGGCGGUAACCGCGGCCAAGACGCGAUAAACGCCGCCCACCAGCAGCGGCUGCACCGCCUGUUGUCGCGGUUCCACAACCCAGACGACAUCUCCGCAUGCUUGGAGGAAACACCGGGCUCGCACCGCUGGCGGCAGGACAGUCUCUUCUCCUUCUGCUUUUGCUUCUGCUGCGUCUUCAUCGGCAUCUUCUUCAUCAUCAUCAUCAUCAUCAUCAUCAUCAUCAUCAUCAUCAUCAUCAUCAUCAUCAUCAUCAUCAUCAUCAUCAUCAUCAUCAUCAUCAUCAUCAACAUCGUCUGCGCCGUCGCCAUCGUCGUCCUCAUCAUCCAAGCAACGUUGGUUGUCCCUUCAACUGCAGCCAGCACCGCCGCACACCCGACAGUGGGCCCUGCCCGUGGGUGCAGGGAGUGUUGUGCACAUGGAAGGCGCGCCACACGGCGCCAUCGUGCACACCGCAUCAGGGGCUGUGCUCGCAUGUGCGUGGAGCCACCGCUGUCAGAAAAGGGUGUCACCCGUGCACAUGCGAAGGAUUGA
Salpingoeca rosetta is the source of this 2859-nucleotide messenger RNA. RefSeq lists its product as uncharacterized. The transcript is spliced from 3 exons. The record is from RefSeq and is a predicted model, not a curated record. Bases 103 to 2859 code for a protein of 918 amino acids. NCBI's taxonomy places the organism in Eukaryota, Choanoflagellata, Craspedida, Salpingoecidae.